Penicillium samsonianum is the source of this 1482-nucleotide messenger RNA. Its product is annotated as putative F-box and JmjC domain protein. The record is from RefSeq and is a predicted model, not a curated record. Gene Ontology annotation, molecular function: cis-regulatory region sequence-specific DNA binding; protein binding. The coding region runs from base 1 to 1482 and encodes 493 amino acids. Gene Ontology annotation, cellular component: nucleus. The transcript is spliced from 2 exons. NCBI's taxonomy places the organism in Eukaryota, Fungi, Ascomycota, Eurotiomycetes, Eurotiales, Aspergillaceae.
AUGCCUGACAUCACAUCGUUGCCGAGUCAUCCACCACCACAGGAUGCAGAGAUCAUAAGGGAGGCAAUUCCCUCCCACCCGCUAGGCGUGAAGCCAAGUGGGAAUGCUCUGUUGGCUACCUGGAGUCUUCGCAACGCCAUAGGGACCUUUCAACAUCUGCCAGACGAACUAAUCCUGUUGUUGUUGGAGGGCUUCGACGGGCCAAGCCUGUUGAGAAUCGGGCGGACAUGCAAGGCUUUUUAUGCAUUUACCCGGGCUGAAGAACUGUGGAAGGCGCUGUUUGUUCGUGAUCCAAGAGAAGAUUUCACAUGGCGAGGGACAUGGCGGUCAACAUAUCUCAAUAUCCCCGCCUCCAAAGUGCCCAUGGUAGACUGUUCCCAGCUAUUCUCCGAUUCUCUAUACCGGCCAUUCAACUGCGCACACAUCUCACUCGACCCCUAUGUCUCCAAGAUCCCGGCGCGGAACCAGAUUGCACGACUUCCAGACCUGUCACCAGAGGAAUUCCAAGCAAAUUGGACUGACCGACCAUUCAUCUUGACUGAGCCUGUCAAGGCCUGGCCAGCAUACAAGAACUGGACCGUCGGUUCACUACUAGCCCGAUACGGGAAGACCAAGUUCCGUGCCGAAGCCGUGGACUGGGCCAUGCGCACCUACGGCGACUACAUGGCAGAUAACUCCGACGAGAGCCCGCUGUACCUAUUCGACCGGUCCUUCGUCUCCAAGAUGGGACUGUCCGUUGGAUCUCCCAAAACUACACCCGACGCAUCGUACUGGCCCCCAGCGUGUUUCGCUGAAGACUUCUUCUCCGUGCUUGGUGACGACCGCCCUGAUCAUCAGUGGUUGAUUAUCGGGCCCGAGCGGUCCGGCAGCAAGUUCCACAAAGACCCUAAUGCUACUAGUGCCUGGAAUGCCGUGCUACGCGGUCCCAAAUAUUGGAUCAUGUUUCCGUCCAGCACGAAACAGCCCCCGCCUCCUGGUGUCUUUGUGUCGGACGAUCAGAGUGAGGUGACCUCUCCACUGAGCAUUGCCGAAUGGCUACUGGGCUUCCACGCCGAGGCACGCCGGACUCAGGGCUGUGUGGAGGGGAUCUGCGGCGAGGGUGAGAUCUUACAUGUUCCGUCUGGGUGGUGGCAUUUGGUCGUGAACCUGGAGCCGUCGAUCGCUAUUACGCAGAACUUUGUUCCCCGAGGCCAUCUCGGCGCUGCCUUAGAUUUCUUGUCUAAUAAACCGGACCAGGUGUCUGGGUUCCGCAAGAACGUGGCUAAUCCAUGUGAGCGGUUUAUGACCGGUAUGCGCGAGGCAUAUCCCGACCUCCUGCAGCACGCUUGGGAUGAGUUGCAGAAGAAGAACGAAGGAAAGAAGCGCAAGUGGGAGGAUAUUGUUCAUGGGAAAACAGAGGAUACCCCUGAUGGGCAAGACACCGAAGGAGGUGGAUUCAGUUUUGGAUUUGGUGAUGAUGGGAGUGAUGUUGAAGUUCCAUGA